AUGGCGAGAAAAAAUGGCAGUAACACCAAGAAGGAUUUCGGAAGACGCAUUCACCGACAAAUAGACGGCACGCCGCUUGCCCCUAGGCUCGGACAGCGUCCAGGAAGAUCUCCAGCGAACCGUGAAAUCAACCUCAGACUUAGACGAAGUCAGCGACUUCAGAGGAGUAUGAGACCAGAAUCUUCUCCAGUACCGCCUCACAUGGGAGAUGAAGUGGCAGCAGCAGCAGCAGCAGCGGAAAGCUCUUCUGCACAAAUGCAAGGGGAACAGCCAGCAGCAUCGACUAGUUCGUCCAAUGCAUCUGCACACAUGUCCUCUGCUACUCAUGAGCCUUUAAGGGCCCAAAGGCCAAUUCCUCCGAAUUGGAAACCACCAUUGGCCAUUGGUGAAUCUCUUGGAGAUAAUCUGAGCCGCCUGGAAGAAGCAGAGCGAUCAGCUCUUCAGUGGGAAGCUAUAAUCGAGAAUGCUCGCAUAACUCAGCCGUUAGCAGACUUAUCUGGUCUCGAAAAACAACUGGACAAAGCCAGACAGAGAUUCGCACAGAUGGAAGAAACCGAUGAAAACUUAAUGCCUAUUGAUGAGUUAGAGACAACCAAACGACAACGGGUUCAACAACGAAUAAGUCUUUUGAACGCAUCACUUGAGCGAAAUGAAUGUCCAGUUGGCAAUACCAACAUACGCGCCUCCAUCCAGGCGUAUCAGUCUGGACGUAUCAAGUGCUGGGACAAGUGGACGCUUCUGUAUGCUGGCAAUGUGGUAGACUUCUGUCCCUCAUACGAGUCUUUUACCCUUGAUCGAGAAGAGAGGUUAGAUCGAUAUCAUAGCAUGUACGGCGAUGGUUGGCUCUGGUAUGAGGCACCCUUAGCACCAAAGGGUAACUACCGACCUGAACAGUUAAUGGCUGCCACUUGGGCCCAGCCUUCUGGGUUUUCCGGCGUCCUGUCCGAAUAUCAUUCUCAUGCGUGGGCCAUUCAUAUGGGCUUCCAGCGCGUGAAGGGAUUUCACAGUCGCGUAGCCUCAAGGUUGAAUGACCCUGACCGUAUGAAGAAUGGAAAAGUCCUUCUGUAUCAGACGAGAAUGAGAGAGCAUGGCUCACCCGGGAGAGGUACGUGCUUUGUCGAAGAUGACAGUACGGCACCCCGAGUAUGCUUUAAGAUGCAACUCGACAGUGGGGCCACUCAUCCUUCUCUGCACAAUACCGAUAUGGACUAUCUGGGCAUCGACCGAAAGACGUACCCAGCGCAGACUCACGCUACAGUCGCAACUGCAAAUUCAGCCACAGUUGCGGCGAUGUAUGAAAUACGCGUUGACAUCUGUCGACACAACGGGGAGUCACUCGUGGGUGAAGAGCCAGUCUUUCCCAAUGAUCGUCGACAACUUGGUGGGAUCGUACCAGUCAUGGUAUUGGUUGAGUCAACAGAAGACCAAAGCGAACCAUUGGCCGAAUGGCAUAAAGAGGCAUUGAAGAAUGGCGAGGAUGUCUCCGAAGAAGCGAUGGCCGCACGUUAUAGGGGCGAAGACGAAUCCCGCUUGUCUGGAAUGCUUCCGUUUCAAGUGUGCUACUUCGCCGGAGUUCCUGGAGCAUCAACCUUCUGGUUUGGAGAAGACCGGCGCGAUGUACUCGGAGCAGAUCGCAUGCCAGGUCAGCAACGGUGGGAACGACACAAGAAAGCCCAUACCACAGAACGCCCGGUCGAAUUUGAGGACUUGGAUCGUCCAACGGUUAUAUUCGAACACCAGGGCAACAGUAUAAGACUUGUUGACAUGGACUCUAAGGAAGACAAGGGUACAAGCAUAUUGAGCAUUGAAAGACAAGUGACGUUGAAAGCAGGGGAGACCACGCAUGAAAGAGCCCUGCCAGGCAAUGGUAGUUCAAUUAAGUCAGGGUCAACGAAGAAGAAAAAGAGAGAGUAA
Molecule: messenger RNA, 1914 nt
Organism: Fusarium redolens
Lineage: Eukaryota; Fungi; Ascomycota; Sordariomycetes; Hypocreales; Nectriaceae
Exons: 2
Coding region: 1-1914 (637 amino acids)
Source: RefSeq, a predicted model, not a curated record